CUUAAAUGAACUCCUUCUCUUAAAAUCUGAUUAGGCGAUUAUUGGUUUUUAAACUGUAAGAAUAUCACAAUUUUGUUGUCAUGGAGACGGAAGAUCUUUUUUUCACAACACACCUAUGGAGUCUCCUUAACUUACAUAGUAAGUUGCCCGAGCAAAACUAAUAAUUACGGAGUCAUAUGGGCCAUAUUCAAAAUGCAUCAAUCUCGACAAUUGCCAAUUUAGCUGUCUUUGGUGUCCAUUGUAUUUGUGAUAAGAUCACGUUGACGAAGACAAGCCUAUUUAAUGCUAACAAGUGGAAAGUUGUUGAGUUGCGAAGCGCAACAAUCCCUGUCACCUGGGAUUCCAAGGUCGAUUUGUUGUAAGUGAGUGACUUCCUUUUUUUUUUAUCGGAUCAAAAUUAGAGUAUACUUCUGUUUCGUAUCUCUGUUUUUGGCUUUCGGAGCAAAGCAUAGCAAUACGCUACCUUUGUCGGGUGUGUACUUCUUGUACUUUUUGCUACCGUCGGAAGCGUACUAAUUA
This is a messenger RNA of Mucor mucedo, 519 nucleotides long. RefSeq lists its product as uncharacterized. The record is from RefSeq and is a predicted model, not a curated record. The transcript is spliced from 3 exons. NCBI's taxonomy places the organism in Eukaryota, Fungi, Mucoromycota, Mucoromycetes, Mucorales, Mucoraceae. The coding region runs from base 177 to 362 and encodes 61 amino acids.